Molecule: messenger RNA, 486 nt
Organism: Aphanomyces astaci
Lineage: Eukaryota; Oomycota; Saprolegniomycetes; Saprolegniales; Verrucalvaceae
Exons: 4
Coding region: 26-430 (134 amino acids)
Biological process (GO): iron-sulfur cluster assembly
Cellular component (GO): mitochondrion
Molecular function (GO): iron ion binding; 4 iron, 4 sulfur cluster binding; 2 iron, 2 sulfur cluster binding
Source: RefSeq, a predicted model, not a curated record
GCAGAAUUCCACCGACAUCGUCGCCAUGUUGCUCCGACGCGUGAUGGGGCCGGCGGCCACAGCAUGGAGCCGCCGUCAUUUCUCGGACUUUCUUCCCGACCUGAUCAUUACCAAAGCGACAUCUAACCAACUGAAUGCACUGAAUCGAACGGCGGCAACAAAGCAGCACUUGCGGGUUGCCGUGGAAGGCGGAGGAUGUUCCGGGUUUCAAUAUGUGAUCACACUGGAAGACACACCGCUUGAGGAAGACGACCGCGUGUUUGAGAAGGAUGGCGCUGCCGUCGUUGUCGACCCGACGUCGAUGGACUUGCUCAAAGGAAGCACCGUGGAUUUCGCGCAAGAGUUGAUUCGGAGCUCGUUCACGGUGAUCAACAACCCGAACGCCGUCAGUGGCUGUGGCUGUGGUAGCUCGUUUGAAAUGAAAGAGUAAUGGCGAAAUCACAUGUAAACAGUACCAUCCUAACUCCUGCGGCGGCACUAGUUCUU